Molecule: messenger RNA, 723 nt
Organism: Eurytemora carolleeae
Lineage: Eukaryota; Metazoa; Arthropoda; Copepoda; Calanoida; Temoridae
Exons: 7
Coding region: 1-588 (195 amino acids)
Source: RefSeq, a predicted model, not a curated record
AUGUCGCAGAACUUUGAUAUUCAAAACUCUGAAUACCAAAGGUUUCUUACAUCAGUCUCUGGUUCUAUAGCUGGAGGGUCAGCUGGUCUAGCACACCGCUGGGAUCCGUACAAGAAAUACCUGGUGAACUCUAAACCAUAUUCCUCAAGUCAAAUUCAAAUUGAACUGCCUUAUACCCUCCAGCAGCAAGGAAUGCUGGCGGUUCCCACAACUCAAACUAAACUAAAAAAAAACCAGGAGGAAAAAGAUAACUCCGAGAAUGAUGGUCGAACCAUGAUGGCCGGUAUAUCUGUGAAUCCAACCCUGUGGUAUACCGGGGUAUUCCAACCAGAGAAUAUUCUCAUCCAUGUCUCACAAAACUUUUUUAAUUUCUUCUCAUCCUCCAUGUUUUGGUUUAUCCUCAUGGCCCUGACACAGGGCACAACAAAACGGAAACGAAGAUCUGUGGAUGAAGAAGAUGUUUUACAACUAGAUGAGGUUGUGUCUGAGUUUAAUUCUGUUCUGGUGGACGGGGAUAAUGUUGCCUGGUUUCUCCGCAAGAUGGCAGAAACUGCAGAACAGUACAAAAGGUUAAAGGAUGAACUCUGAUUCUACAAGAUGAACAAUUUUAUAAACAUUAUAAAUUCAGGAACAGUCCUCAUUGUAUAGCCACACCCCAAAGAACAUAAUCAAAGAAAGCAUAGAAUAAUACAGUUGGGUCCAUAAAACUAUGGAAAAGGAAGU